AUGGCAUCGCGAGCUUUUCGGCAAGCUCACAGCCAGUCGGUUCCGCCAGUCGAAUGCGAAGAUAAUGUAGUGUCUGACAAGCUUAAGCAAAAUGAACGCGAGCGACUUGAAAUCGAGAGACUGGAAUCGCGCAUUGCCGAGCAGACUCCAGCCCGCGGCUCACAGCUGGGUGAAGCCGCUUCCUUUGACCUGUUUGCUCUGUCCGAGGCGUCGCGACGUGGUUUAAGGAGCUGUGGAUUUUCUGCACCUACAAAAAUCCAGAUUGGUGCAUUGCCCCAUGCGCUGGCAGGACGCGAUGUUCUGGCGGCAGCUAAAACGGGCUCGGGCAAGACGCUAGCCUUCCUUCUGCCGGUACUUGAGAAACUUUUUCGCCUUCGCUGGAGUGUUGAAGACGGACUUGGAGCACUUAUUAUUUCGCCUACACGUGAGCUGGCACUACAAAUAUUUGAAGUGUUGCGUAAUGUAGGUAAGGCGCACACCUUCUCGGCAGGUCUAGUUAUUGGCGGCAAGAAUUUUCGUGAGGAACAGCUUCGGCUUAUUCGGAUGAAUCUACUAGUAUGCACACCUGGCAGACUGCUGCAGCAUAUGGAACAGACGCCUGCAUUUGACUCUAGCAAUUUGCAGGUGUUGGUAUUGGACGAAGCAGACCGAAUUCUUGAUUUGGGCUUUCAAAAGCAGCUAACGGCUAUUUUGGAACACUUGCCACCAGCAGGAGAGCGACAGACGAUGCUUUUUUCAGCUACACAGACCAAAUCUGUUAAAGAUUUGGCGGCGCUGAGUCUGCGCCAACCUGAGUAUGUGGCCGUGCACGAACACUCUGCCAAUGCCACGCCUAAGGGCCUCCAACAAAGUUACGUAGUCACGCCACUAGAGCGCAAACUGGACGUGCUUUUAUCCUUCAUAAAAUCGCAUCUCAAACAAAAGACGAUUGUAUUCCUGUCCACUUGUCGUCAGGUGCGCUUCAUACACAGCGUCUUUUGCAAGCUACAGCCUGGUAUCCCGCUCUGUGCUUUACAUGGCAAGUACAAGCAAGGUAAGCGUGUUGAGGUAUACUAUGAAUUUCUGAACAAGCCGGCAGCGGUGCUAUUCGCAACGGAUAUUGCUGCCCGAGGUCUAGACUUUCCUCAAGUUGAUUGGGUCUUGCAACUCGACUGUCCCGAAGACGCUGCUAACUACAUUCACCGUGUUGGUCGUACAGCUCGAUAUAACAAGCAGGGGAAAGCCUUGAUGUGUCUUGUACCGUCGGAAGUGGACGGUAUAACGAAGCGCUUAGAGGACGCCAAGGUACCUAUUCGUGAAACGAAGCUUAAUCCAGCAAAAUCUACGAGUUGCCAUCAGAAAGUAGCAUCUGUUGUGGCUGGUGACAAGGAGAUUAAGGCGCUGGCGCAGAAAGCGUUUAUGUCGUAUGUUCGCUCAGUAUAUUUGCAGCCCGAUCGUGAGGUAUUCGAUGCUACUGCUCUGGCUCUGGACGCCUAUGCGGAGUCGUUGGGUCUACCGGGCGCUCCGCGGAUGCCGUUUUUAUCAAAAAUGAAGGACGAGCAUGAAAAAAGAGGAAACGAAGCUUUACGCGAAGAACUUCGUGGAAAGAAGAAUGUCAAUCGGAAGCUGCAGCAACUAAAAGAAAAGAUCAAGGCAGAGAAGGAGCGCAAGCGAUUAGCGCGGCAGCUGGUGGCUCUAAACCCUACAAAUAAGGAGGUGGCCAAGAACAUUAUGGAAAAGAAUGAAAAGGUGGAGGAAGACGACGAAGACGAAGACUCACUGAUGGUUGUCAAACGGGUACAUCACUGGGACGAUGAAUCCGAGCCACUUGAUAAAAACGUGCUUAUCGUAUUCGAUGAGGAUGGCAAUGGUGCCAGAGUAGCAGAUCGUCUUGCAGCGCGUUUUGGCGGCGAGACUGAAUUCGCAGAUGUGGAGCAGCAUGCUAAGGCGUACACGGAGCAGGUAGCUGCUCGUCUCGCCGCCAAGGACGCAGAAGAUCGUCGUUUAGAAAAGGAGCGUGUGCGAGCUAAACACCAUAAAAAGCGCUUGAAAAACAAGGGCGAGCGCGGACACGAGAGCGAAGACGAAGGCGCGUGUCUUGUGGUGGAUUCUGACGACGAAGACAUGAGUGACAAAGAGGUCAACAAUAGCAACGACGAAAUGGCUGACAGUAGUGACGAUGACGACGAUAAUGUUAAAAAGAACAAUAUAGACCGCCAGGCUGUCGCUAGACAGGAAGAAGUAGCAUUGCGCUUGCUACAGUGUCGUUCUGCCAAAUAUCCAAUGCACCGCCGUCAGAGCGGAAUGCGUGAGCCAAAGAAAUCUAAUACGGCGGCAAUGAGUCAUCCGCGUCACCGGCGUAUUCGUGCUGUGGCCAUGAUUCUCGACGAUGUGCUAUACGAUCACUCGAAGCUUUUGUCGCACCUGGCCAUUGAGCGUGGCAUCGCUCAGUUACUGGCAGAGGAUGCAUUUCUCACUGCUGCUGCCGCUUUUGAAGCGCUGCAAACCUUUCGUAACGCAUAUGGCCUUCGAAAACGCUUUCCUCGCUUUGUCGAUAGCCUCGUUCAAUCUAGAUUAUCGCCCAUCCAGGCACAACGCGUCAUUAAAGCUUACUAUGAGAGUAAUGUACCUGAAGCACAAAGCAUAACGCCUUUUCCAGGCGUACGCAAGGCGCUUUUAAAUAUUUUACGGGAUGGAGAAGUGUGCCAAUUAGCCCUUUUGUUGAUUGGCAAACCCGAUGUCCAGCGUGCACGACUGCAAGCGCUCGGAGUCGACGAUUUAUUCCAUCAAAUCGUCCACAUCAAUUCUAACCCGAGCCUGGCUCAGCUUAUAAGCGCUGUGGAACAGCUUGCUAGACAACUGCAAGUACCUCCGUCUGCUGUCAUGUUCGUGGGUCGCAAAGCCUUCUACGAGAUUAAGGCGGCAAAUACUGUUGGAAUGCUAACUGUUCGCAUGCAUUUUGGCAAGUAUGCGAGUGUGAUGCCUACAGAUGAGAUGGAACAAUCAAAUUAUCAAAUUGAGUCAAUUGAGCAGCUUGUGCCGAUUGUUAAGUUGGCGAACCAGCAAAUAUUGCAGCCUAAAAUUGUGGCGAUUGGAGGCGGCACAGGUUUGGCUGUACUGCUAAAAGAAUUGCGUCACUAUCCAGCAGAACUAACUGCUGUCGUCACAGUGUUCGAUUCGGGUCGCCACUCUGGUUCUCUUCGCAAGUGCCUUGGAAUUCUGCCACCCGGAGACAUUCGCAAUUGCCUUGUGGCACUAUCUGACUCGGAUGAGCUCAUGAGCAAGCUGAUGAACUAUCGAUUCCAAGAAAAUUUCAUGGAAGGUUGCAGCUUGGGAAACCUGCUUUUGGCAGCGCUGACAGACUUACAAGGUGGUUUUGACCGUGCAAUCUCUACCAUUUCCGACAUUCUCAAAAUUAAUGGUUCAGUACUACCAGCCACUCUUGAAAGCACUGAGCUGUGCGCCGAGCUCAUGGAUGGUUCUGUUGUUACAUCGGAGGUCAAUGUUCGUAGCCCCUUUAUGCCGGACGAUGAUGCUGAGUCUCGUUCGGAAUUUAAUUUGUCAACAAGCAGCCCGAGCGAGAUGCCAUCGGCAAUGCUCUCGAAGCCCGCAAAAGAAAGAGUUAGAAAAGCACCUAUCAAACGCGUGUACCUACAAAACCAAAACGUUGAGGCUUAUCUGCCAGCGGUCCGUGCGAUCGAGGAUGCCGACAUCAUAAUUCUAAGUCCCGGUGGUUUCUAUACAUCCAUUGUUGCUAAUUUGCUGGUGCCAGGCAUUCGUGAUGCCAUUGUACGAAGUACAGGUGCUACAGUGUACAUCAGCAACGUGACUACGCAGAAUGGUCAGACAGACGGCUAUACCUUGGAAAAAACAUUAGAGGAGCUCUCUAAGUAUCUUGGUGCGAAUGCGAUUGAUUAUGUAAUAGCGAACAACACGAAGCCACCGAAAGAUACCAUUGCACCGUACUUGGAGCGCGGGGAAGAACUUUUGCUGCCUACACCUGGAAUGACAGCAAUGAAGCAUCCUGUGCUGAUUCAAGGCCAGAUUUAUCAAGAAAAUCUGGCAGCUGGUCGUGUUGUGCGCGAGUGGAACAAAACACCUAUGCUCAAGCACAGCGGCAGCCGCGUGGCCGCUAUUCUCUAUUCUAUCAUUGACAAGGAGAUGGCACACCACCGUCAGGAUCAUCAAUCGCAGAUUGGUGCAUCUCGGACAGAACUAAACAAUUUGGAGCAGUCGGUUACUAUAGCGCCUGUCAUAGUUUGCGGGGUGUUGGCAGUCACAAUACUGCUAGCGUCCGUAUUCCAUCGUAGGUGA
Molecule: messenger RNA, 4293 nt
Organism: Plasmopara halstedii
Lineage: Eukaryota; Oomycota; Peronosporomycetes; Peronosporales; Peronosporaceae
Product: atp-dependent rna helicase
Exons: 7
Coding region: 1-4293 (1430 amino acids)
Biological process (GO): rRNA processing
Cellular component (GO): nucleus
Molecular function (GO): LPPG:FO 2-phospho-L-lactate transferase activity; nucleic acid binding; RNA helicase activity
Source: RefSeq, a predicted model, not a curated record